AUGCCUGAACCAACUCCAAUCCCUAUAAUCCUCUGCGGAAAGACGGAAUUCAUUGGCCAAAGAGUUAUUGAGGCUCUGAAACCCGAGAUUGAAGUUGUGCACUUCAUUCUACCUGGAGAGUCAGGCAAAAUCAUAAUCCCAGACCUCCUCAGCGGGAAGGCUCCUUCGUCGCAUCCCGAUAGCAGCACCAUUGGUUCAGGAAAUUAUGAGCAGGUCCCUCGUGCUGUUGUUCUCGGGGGUGCUUUUGAGGAAUCGGAUAUCGCUGUCCUGCGUGAUGCUGUCAAAGCUGUCGAUGGGGCCCGCGGAGUAGCUUGGGUCCGUCAGGAUUCAUCGCUACCUGCACCACCUGUCACGUCGCCCGAGUAUCCCAAGCUUAUGACUCAAAGGACCAAAGAAGCUGUGGUCCAGUUGGAGAAGGAUGGGAAGUUAGAUGGAAAGCAUGAUGGACUCGAGUGGUACUAA
Messenger RNA from Fusarium sp. VM40, 462 nucleotides. Lineage: Eukaryota; Fungi; Ascomycota; Sordariomycetes; Hypocreales; Nectriaceae. The record is from the annotation of a GenBank genome assembly.